CAGGAUCAACAUAACUCCGACUGACCCCAAGCAGCGAGGAAGCAGCUGCAGCCUGUUCAAUUCAUAAGAAGAUUUAAACAGAUUUAAUACCGCGGGGUGUUUGUGUAGUCACAGUUUCAGUACUGCAGGCAUCGACGGAGCUGUUAAAAGUUAGACAAUAUAAAUAAAGCACACUCGGAGAGCCCAGCGACUCGGGUAAGUUGUUUGUAGAAGCAGUGAGCUAGCUAACUAAGUAGGCUAACAAAGUGUAGCCGCUAAUGCUAACCGGCUAGUCAUGUUGUUGAUUAUGUUCUUUUGUUUACCUAUUAAACUUUUUAAAGUUUUGUGACUUAGCUUGUCAUUCUUUAACUUUAUACCUUGGCACGUAAAUGCAUACUUGUCAAGCUGCUAUUGGAUGUUGUUAACAUGUAAUCUGUAGCUGGUUUGAUGUGUUAGGAGCUGUUGCUGUGUUUUUGUUUGUGUUUUUAGCCAGUUGUGCUUGCGUAAUUUAGACAGCGGUCUCCGGCCAAGGCAUUAAAGACUUGAAUAAUAGCUCUUCUUUGUUGCACUGCAUUGUUAGGGCUUGCAGCAUUGUUGUGGGUCUUUAAUAUGAUUGUUGUCCUCUUAGCUUGCGUUCAUUAUCCCACAAAUCCCCUACACAAGUAGCAUGACCAAAUAAGCCCGGCGUUAUAAUUCAGAAGUAUUUUGGUGGCUGUGUUGCACCCGGUUGGCAGGUUGAAUUGUUCGCUGUUCUUGUUUUACUUGUUACCAGAAUUCCUUGAAAAACUAAGGGCAAGUUGCAGGGCCUAAAGGUCAGGGUUCAGGUUUGCCUUGAAAGUCCUGGAAGAACUGGUGUGACCAUGAAACCUAAGAUGGGUGUUGUGAAAUGUUAGUGAACAGCGUAAAGGUUUACAGUGCAUGUGGAGGGAUCGGGGACAGGGCUUUUUGAAGGCACAUGUGUGCUAUUAAAUGGUUGCAUAGAUGGUAUAAUGUAACACCAACAUGUUUUGUUCCAGCUGAACCUAAAAACAGGGGUGUUACCAUGACGUGUGAGAUUUCUCAACAAAUCAAAUCUGUUUAUCAUUUGGUUUCAGGGUUGGACACCUUCUCCAGCUACCAUUAGGGGAAUAAAAUGGAGAAUCUACACCCCCACUGCCUUAAAUGCAUCAAUAGAAGAUGCAUGUUGAGACCAGAGACGGGUGUUUCCUGUGACCUCAUUGGCUGUCCUCUUGUCUGUGGGGCAGUUUUUCACUCGUGCAAACUAGAUGAACAUCGUCUGCUGUGUCCCUAUGAACGCCUCCCUUGCCUCAACAGUGGGUUUGGCUGCCCUUUCACUAUUGCAAGGGUCAGGAUGGCACAACACCUUGAGACGUGUCCUGCAAGUAUAGUAUGUUGUACUAUGGAGUGGAACCGCUGGCCCGUCAGCUAUGCUGAUCGCAAGUCCUAUGAAAACUUGAGCAAAGACUUUGAUGAGGUGGAGCAGUUAGACAUGGCUUUGGCUCUUCAGGAUCAAAGGAUGCUGUUAGAGUCCCUUAAGGUCACGACCACUGUGUCGAAGAAUGGAGAUAAAGAAUUAGAUGAAAGUGAUAAAAUGGCCACAGCGUCAAGUUUACCAGAGACAGUGUUAGGUAAUGGAACAGUGGAAAUGGAAGAAGAGCCCUUUAAUGAGCUGUACAGGGCUUCAGUGGAGACGAGGAGAAAUUUAGCUGCUGCCUUGGACAUCCUCACUAAUUCCAAGGACAUUGAUGUAAUUGUUGGAAACUUAAAUGGCGAAAAGACUGAUAAGAAUGGAGCACUCCAUAAUGGAGAAAAUGGUGAUAGCCAUGGUAUUUAUGUCGCUGAAGGCGGGAAGAAUGUAGAUAUGCAAGAAAGUGACUCUGAUUCAGAGUGCGAGCUGGGAGCAGUGGGCGGAGUGGAGAGCGCUGCUAUAGUUGAUGGAGAAGAAGAUGGUAUAAACUGGGUUGAAGAAAAUGAUUUUGUUGAGUUGCUUUUUGAUGAGAAGGAAGACGACAUUGAUGAACCGAUAAAUGAUUCCAACCUUGUCUGGCCAGAGAUGCCUCAGAAUUACAUGCCUGUUGUAGCACUGGAACCUCCUGUGCCUCAACAAGAACCACUUGCACCUCCGAUGCCAUUCCUACUGUCCGAUCAUGUGAGAAAUAACUUCUUGCAACACUUACCCACUGAACUCAGGUACAGGUGCUUGGAGCGUAAGCUACAGAAUGUAGAAGUGCUCAGAGGAAUAAGUAUGUUUACAUUUAAUGGACGUCGGGCCCUGCUGUCAGAUCCUUAUUUGUUUCGAGCGAAGAUGGAGGACAAGGCAGUUGACACAUCUGACCUGGAGGUAGCAGAUGACCCCAUGGGCCUCCAUGGCAUUGACCUUAUCACUGCAGCUUUGCUUUUUUGCCUUGGCGAUUCUCCAGGAGGCAGAGGAAUCUCAGACAGCAGGUUUGUUGAUGGCUACCACAUUGAUUUUGGUACGCAAACAUUCUCCUUCCCUUCUGCCAUUCUUGCAACCAACACCAUGGUGGGGGAUAUUGCUUCAGCUUCAGCCUGCGAUCACGCCAGUCCACAGCUUUCCAACCCCAGCCCCUUCCACACUCUCAGACUGGACCUAGUGCUUGAAUGUGUGGCCCGAUACCAAACCAAACAGCGCUCCAUGUUCACAUUUGUGUGUGGGCAGCUGUUCCGACGAGAUGAAUUCUCAUCUCAUUUCAAAAAUGUUCAUGGAGAUAUUCAUGCUGGACUCAAUGGCUGGAUGGAGCAGCGCUGCCCCUUGGCCUACUACGGCUGCACCUACUCCCAAAGACGAUUUUGCCCAUCUGUUCAGGGCUUCCGGAUCAUCCACGACAGGCACCUGGGUUCUUUCGGGGUGCAGCCUGGUUUGCCGUUGAAAACUGGGGACACGCGCCUAAGAAAGAACUGCCAGUUUAGCUCUCAGUGUGACCAGUUCAGCAGUCUUCCGUUUGAAGUUUUGCAGCACAUAGCAAGUUUUCUGGACAGCUUUAGCUUGUGCCAGCUCUCCAGAGUGUCCCGCAUCAUGAGAGAUGUGUGUGCCAGCCUGCUGCAGAUGCGUGGCAUGGUCGUUCUGCUGUGGGAGAAGAAACGGCGUGCCGAUGGGUCUCCCUCAUGGCAGAUCACAAACAAGGUGUGGCGAUUCAGCACAGCCUUUGGUACAGUGAACGAGUGGAAAUUUGCAAACAUCGCCAGCAUGGCUGAUCACCUCAAGAAAUGCAAAUUCAACACAAUUGCUCGUCGGGAGGAGGCGAUCCCUCUGCCAUGCAUGUGUUUCACCAGAGAGCUCACAAAGGAAGGGAGGUGUUUACGUUCAGUUCUCAAACCAGUAGCAUAAACAAUGAGGUCAUCCUUCAGACUCCUCUGGGUCCUACAGAACUCAAAUGCACAUUUUUCCUCCAGUGUUUACAGAAAUUAAGACUCUUCCGGCCUCAGAAAGACAACUCUUGGUUGAACUUUACCUGUGGUUCUCUGCUACACAGUGGAAACAGGCUUCAAUCCCUGAAAUAAGACAAAGCCAGUAGUGAGCUGACAUAUACUUCAGCUGAGGCUGACCUGCUGCAGUUACACAUCAGGACUGUAAAAAAGCAAAUUGAAGUUCUAGCGUUGUAUCUUCCUCUCUGAUAUUAAUCCUGGUGUACUGAAGUUGUAUCUUUACCUACUCUGACACUGUGUAAAUAAUCGAAUGUUUUUGGUGUAGAAUUUUUAAACAAUUUUUAUAUCAAAAAGUCAGUACUGUGCUACAUUGGUAAGAGUAGAGCCUUAACUUGAGAUACACUUGAUUUUUCUCAUCAUGAGGUCGUUCAGAACAUCUCAGUGAGAUUUCUCCACUGCUUCAAGCUAGAACAGUUACUGCUAUCUAGAACGCAUUGACAUCUUCUUUAGAUACCUACAGUGACCAUGUGUGUACUGCUUAGAUUUCACAGCGUUAAUUCUACAUUUUCACAUUGACCAAACUUCUGUGCUCCACUUUACAGGAUGAUUGAACUGCAUCACCAUUGGUGUUAAAUUCUGUUCACCAGCAUGAGCAUGCUCACACCUUUUUUUUUCUUUUUUUUUUCUUUUGUUUUUUGGGCAUGUUUUAGCAGUCACAACAGUGGUCCACCCUCAACUUUUUUUUCACACUUCUGACUAAGAGCCGGCUUUGUUAGUCAGGGUACAGAGACGUGAAGCAACACUAUUUACCAGUUGAGUGUCAGUACUAUUUUUUUUUUUUUUUUUUUUUCGGUUUGUUUUUUAAGCCAUGGUUGGCUUGUGGUUUUUUUACCAGCUAUUUUGACAAGUAACCAGCAAUUAUUUAGAGGUUCUUUUCUUCAAAAAUCUAAAUGUAGCGAAGUCAAAUAAUGAAUGUACCUGGUGAAUCAUCAGUGACUGGUUAGCAGGAAGCAUGGUUUCCUUCCCCUCAGUGUCAGACCUCAACAAAUCCUGCAGGCCAGGUUCUAGGAAAAAUAACGGGCACACACUUCCCUCCUUUAAUAAGCACCAUUAACUAUGUUCAUAUUCACUAUUUAUCAUGUUUUUAAGUUGUUGUUUGUUUUUUUUCUUUUUGGCACUACAUGUCCGCUAUGUUCACAUGUUGUUGGUGUCUCAGGGUCGUAUCAUGAAGCUUCGUCUCACCGUAGUGUAUUCGAAAAAAUUGCUGAGAAUGCCACGACAGCUGGUCAGCUGCUUUAUUAUUACAGGAUCCGUGGGGAACUGUUUCAGUAUUAUAGUGGUGUGAGUUGCAGUGCUGAAAUAACAUGGUUUUCAUGUUUAUCAGUAAGGUUUUGUUUGUUUGUUUUUUUUAAACGUAUAAAUCUUCAUGAUUGGGCUUGUUGAACAAAUUUUUUUUUUUAGUCUGAAUUAAGAAAUUUGAUGUAACAAAACUUGUAGUUCCCAUAUAUAGAAAAAAAUCUUCAAAAACCUUUUGAAACUGGUUUAAAAUGACAGAAAUGUCAUUAGUUAGUGAUGAAAUAUGGGUAUGGUGUGUGCGUGUCUUUUUCUUUUGGAUGUAGGAAAGCCCAAGCUGUGUCAAAACUAAACUCUCUUUUUCAGUUUGCGUGAUUUUUUUUUUUUCUUCUUUUUUUUGUACUGGUACAUUUUUUUUUGUUUGUUUUAAGAAAUGUAAGUCUGCCUCUGUUAGGUCUGGAUUUGAAUUACUGAUUUGCACAUGACGGCAUGUACUGUAAAAUUUAAAUCCUAAAUCUGACAGGUUGUCUUUGUUGAAGCAGCAAGAAUGCUACUCCUUCCUGUUCUGCAUGUAAUCAGUCCAGUUACAGGCUAAUUUAUACAGUUUGUUUCUCAGGCACCACGCAUUAAUAUUAGUACAUUUUAUGUCCUUUCUUAUAUUAUAGAAAGAAAGAAAGAGAAAGAAAGAAAGAGAGAGCGAAAGAAAGAAAGAAAAAGAAAUCAGCAAAACCUGACGAGAUGCACUAACUCUUUGGCGUUAAAGUUGCCUGAGCGAGUUGAAUGAGGAACUGAGCAUGCAAAUCAGGCUUUUAUUCUGUGGAUGUUCAUGCAUGUAAGACAGAUAUGAGGUUUUCUUCUCCAGAUCACUUUUUGUUUUGCAGUCUUUGCACCUGGAGUGUAUCAGCAUUUUGAUCAGUAUUUUGGGUUAAAUUAUCACUCCUGCUGAUGUUUUUUUUUGUUUUUUUUCUUUUGGUUUGUUUGUUUUGUUUUUUUCACCACAGUAUGCCAACUUCAUUUGUUUGACUUUUGGUCCAUUUUAAUAAAGAGACUCUUGAGUU
Molecule: messenger RNA, 5717 nt
Organism: Oreochromis aureus
Lineage: Eukaryota; Metazoa; Chordata; Actinopteri; Cichliformes; Cichlidae
Gene: fbxo30a
Product: F-box protein 30a
Exons: 2
Coding region: 1112-3328 (738 amino acids)
Molecular function (GO): zinc ion binding; ubiquitin protein ligase activity; protein binding
Source: RefSeq, a predicted model, not a curated record